AAGCCAUGCACUGUUCUAGAUGAGGGGGGGAUGGAUUGUGAGUGAUAUAUUAAUACCUUUUGGUUGUUAUCUGCAAGCGCUGAUGCGAGUAUUGGUGCUCCAUAUUAUCACAUGAUUUACUCACAUCUUUCAUUAACACGGACACAUCUGUUAUGAUGAUGAGCAUAAUGAGUAACGGGUUAAUUGUUUAACCAAUAUAUUGACAUUGUUACUGUGUUGUAGCUAGUUGAUAUGACACAAUCCAUGGCGACGAUUUUAUGUGCGCAUUUUUUCAAAGCCUUUGAAUACAACAGCAACGUAUUUAAGUAAUUCAAAAAUACAGUUUCAGUGAUUUGUAGCACAACAGGCUAUAACGCCUCAAGUGUUUUCAUACAAUAACUACGGUUGGGCUGACCUUUAAUUCUGAAUAUACGCGUUUAGAUCGUUGGAGCCAAUCAGAGGACGAGAUGACUCCUACGUCAUCACGUUCAAGGAUUUCGGCAGUUAACGUUGUAAUGGAUAAUUCAGACUUCGGCCAGUUUUAAAAGUGCGACGCCGAUUGAGUUUACAGAACAUAAACCCAAAUUAUUUAUCUCCCCAAAACUAGACUCGUAUGUCCGCCCACAGGAGCCCAGCGAGGCCAACCAGCUUCGGGGAGAAGAGGAAGUAGGCGGGUGUUGUAGCCGGGGGAAGCCUCCAGCUGCUCUGCCAUAGUUCAAGAUGGUGGCCAAGAGGAUCCGCUCGGAGUACAUGAAGAAAUUCAAAGACCCCAAAUGGGAGACCUACAGUAAGUGUUACGAGGAGAUGCUGAAGUACAGGCUGACCCGCAGGCUGCUGGAGCACACACACAACCCCUGGUUCUGGAGUGACUCCGACAGUGAUUCAGACUCCGGAGGAAGAAGUCCCCCCCCUCCCAGUAAGAACCAGGUAGGGCCCGAGACCAGCAGAGACAGGACGGAGGUGGAGUUGGAGGAGUGUGAGGGGGCGAGGAUGGACAGACAGCAGGAGCAGCUGAGCAGAGCCACCGGGACCAUACCCAGGCUUCCCCUUCCAAAGGAGGAGAAUGGGUCUGCAGUCCAUGGUACAUGUGAUUUAAGGACUGUACAACAUAUUGGGAUGUUCACAAGCUACUCUUCUGUAACAUAUGACAUUCACUCCUCUCAGGCUCUCAGCUUAAAGGUGCCAGAGAGACAGAAGUACCGGAGGAGGAGAGAGAGGAGCGGACUCACAGUCAAGACGGAGAGAGAGACACUGGAGGAGCCAGACCAGAGCAGAGUAAACCCUCCAAAUCCUCAAAGCAAACAUGGCGCUCCCAGCGAGUCAGGCCUGCACCAACGCGGCCGCCCAGGGACGACAGUAAGGACGGCAGACAUCCUUUUGCUCUGUACGGUUCAGGAGAGAAGGAUGCCGACACGGCAAGCAGGAAGACACACAAUGUUGGCGCUGCAGCUUCUACUACUGAGAUCCACGAGUCGGCUCUUCGUGCUAAGAUCCGGCGGGAGGUGGAGCGUCAGAUGCAGACCCAGAAGACUGAGCGGCGGAGAACCAAGUCUGCCGAUCUGGACAAGGCCAGAAAGUUGGUUCAACCAGAAUUCAACCCCUGGCUCACCGAGUACAUGCGCUGCUUCUCUGCUCGCUCACGAUAGGACACUUACAUACACACACUCAAAAUACUUACAUCAGGGUGAUUCCAGACAAAAAUACAAAGUUAAAGCCAUUAUUGCCUACUGCCCUUGAAGUUUAAAUAUCCAUAGCUGUAGAAUAGAGCAUGGGGUGGAUUGAUUCAUACAAAGGCUCCAAAAUGUGUAUUACACCUGCAUUCAGGAUGUAAACUGACAAAACUUUUAAAUUCACUGUGUGGCUUAUUCCUCCAGAUGUGUACUAUCGUGUUUUUACGUGAAUCAAUUUUAAUAUAUAUGUACAACAACAACCAUUUUACAGGGUAUAAGAGACUCUUGUAAGAGAUGAUUUGAAAGUGUAAGUAUAAUUUGUGGAUUCGUCUACUGAAUGCAGAUAUUUUGAUUAGAAUGAAGAGUCUAAAAUGCCUUUUACAGCCAUACUUCGUUAAACAGAGGCUAUACAAGACGUGUCCAUGUCUUUGAUACAGGGAUAUCAAACCACAUUGGACUAACACAGGAGUAGUGAAGGCACAUGGCAGCGUGUCUGGAUAGAGUCAGCCAUGUUCUUAAAAACGCUUCUGAGAUCUAAUUUAUAGACAAACACAUGUAGACAAAACCAAACACACUUUCAGAAAUAUGUCUGGAAAAGACUUUUACAGCUUUUUAUUUUCAGAUCACUUAUCGCUGUGACCUGGGUCUUGUAGAUUUAAUGAGUUUUGUAACAGUUCAUGGAUCAAUCUUUAGAUAAAUAGUGAAUCACACUCCGUCAAACUCAAACUCUGUGUAAAAUCACAGUUGUGUGAUGUGACACAUUUUCUCACGAGCUUUUUGCAGGAGGGCUCGAAUGAACGGACAGUGUUAUUGACUAAAAAUAGUUUCACAACAACAUUUGUGUUUGUUGUUUAGUUGUGUUAAUGUGCACUUACAGUAAUGUGAACAUAUCUAUUUGACUUUUGGAUGACUGAACAUUGUGUUUCUGUGGUACUGUGGAUACUGCAGAGUUUCUGUUAUACACUGACUCAUCAUGGGACUCUAUAACAAAAAAAAACAUUUAAAAAAUGUCAGGUUCAGGUUCCUGCGAAGCAUAACAAUCAAUUUUUGAGGCCAAAUAUCUUUAUCAUGACUGUUUCUGCUUUAGAACCAAAAAUGGAACCAAAACAACAGCAGACAUUAAGCUGACGCCUAGAUGACCGUCAGAAGUACAUGAACACAUAUUCCUGAUUUACUGUUUACUUCUUCAAGCAGUUUAUGCUCUAAAGCAGGAGCACCACAGCACUUUGAUAAUUAGUCACCUUUCUGAAAUAAUGUGUAGAUAUUAAUGUAGAUACAGAAUUCCUUGCUACCUAUUUGGCUUUUUGUGUAAUUUGUUCAUCAUUUGAAUCUACUUACAUAAGAAAACAAAAAUGGACUUUUAAUCCUUUGUGUAAUAGAUCUGGUGUUUUUAUGAGAAUCAGAUCCCUCUGUGUCCUUGUGUCAGUCGUCGUUCCAUAAAAACUGGAGAAAAGACUUUUUCUCCUUUGCACAACUGUAUGUAUUGAUGUUAUUGAUGUGAAUAUUGUGCAGAAAAAAAGGGACAUUUUUGAUAAUUUAUAGCAGUAAUCACAUAUGAUCAUCCUACUCAAUAAAUUUAAUCAGGCAAAGUGGAGAAGAAAUAGAGUUUAUGACCAAUAAGGCACCAGGAGUACUUUCAUCUCACUUCUUGACAAACUCCACAGUGUCGAGUCUGGUUUUAGUGGAAAAGCUUCUGCUGUUCCUCACAUAUAUAAUUGAUGACAUAAGGAGCAUAACAAUUACAGAAUACUGUAAUUGUAAAAUGGCAUGAUACUUAACAUUUCUAUGUUUAAAUCUUAGGCUUUAAACUGACUUGUGUACAUAUUUUAUUUGGAGGAAAAGAAGUUAAAUGGUGUGGUGCAAAGCUUUUUAAUAAAUCACUUUUUUUGCAUCUGUUCAUCUCCACCAAACUACACAUAUUAUUCAGAAAACUAAGAAAUUAAAUCUCUUUAAAGAAAAACCAUCAACAAAAACAUGGAUUAAACCAACAAAAGCUGCUUUUCAAAGACUGCUAUAUUUGUCGUAGUUUUUAUUUAAAAAACAUAUGCUUUUAUUAUACACAAUAAAUUAAAAAUCCAUGAUAUUCAUAAUGACAAGAGAAAAACAGACAUAAAUAGACAAAGGACUUGAUGACAUAAACACAAGACGGCGACCUGACGUGGAGCAGCCAAAGCCACCAGAAGAUGAAUUCUAAUUUUAAAUAUUUCUAGUUUGAAGUGUGCUUGAUUUAAACAUAAUGCAUAAUUGUCAAGGGUCUAAAAUGUUAUAAAUAAUAAAAACAUAAAUGUGUUGUUGUGAUGCUUGAAUACACCUACGCAAAACACACCUAAACCUAAUUCUUCAAAGAAAUUCCCCAGUUGAAUUGUUUUGUGUCGAGAGCUUCAUGUGGCUGAACUGAGCAUCAAAUAUCUUUGGAGACAAAUAAAAAUCAAACACACAUCAGAUAGUUUCAUACUGUUGCUAAAACUUGAAAUGCAUUCAGUGUUACCCCACAGCUGCAGGCAGUCAGUGAGGCAUUCAUGUAAACAGGCGUCACUUAUAAAUGAGAGGGAUCAGUCAUUGGAUUCUUUUGGAUAAAAGGAGUGUUUCAUUUAACUGAAUGGUAAAUGCUGAGCAUACCACUGUAAAUUAAAAGAUGACAUGACUUUCACACUCCAUUGAUCAUAAUAUUUCUAUAUUUCUUUUUUGCAAUCUAUAAUCUUGACAAUGAUAAAACAGCAUUUUCCCACGUAAACAUGUAAGUCCAUAAUAUAAUCCACAUCAGCUUGUCCCAGUCACAAACAGUACUGACCAUCUAUACUGCUUACAUGUUGCCAGUGUAUUGUGGCUUAACAUGUUAUUAAUUCAAUGGAGCAUAAAACAGAUUCUGGAUAUGAUAUCUACUUUAAUAUACAUAUAAUAUCUCUUCAUAAUGAAAUACUCUGAUAUUCUGUUUGAGAAAACAUGCAUCAGUCUAUAUACAGAAACACUGUACAGUGUACAAGAUGCUGUAGGGCAACGGAGGAGAUUCAGAGAGAUACUUUACUGGGAGAGUAAGUGUGUAAGACGGGAUGCAGGGAGUGCAAAAUGUAUUGUGUUGUGUUUAAAACAGGAAGUUAACAGGCAAUCGGAGCCGUUGUGUAGCAAAGAGAACUUCCAUAGUAGGGGAGGCUUUUGGAUAUGCAUGUAGUUUGACAAAAGAAAAAAGUCAUGCCAAGAAUUAUGUGAGAAAAAUUGAUACAAUGUAUCAAG
Messenger RNA from Anarrhichthys ocellatus (wolf-eel), 4880 nucleotides. RefSeq names its product centriole, cilia and spindle-associated protein b (gene ccsapb). Gene Ontology annotation, biological process: regulation of mitotic spindle assembly. Gene Ontology annotation, cellular component: spindle; ciliary transition zone; centriole. Gene Ontology annotation, molecular function: microtubule binding. The record is from RefSeq and is a predicted model, not a curated record. NCBI's taxonomy places the organism in Eukaryota, Metazoa, Chordata, Actinopteri, Perciformes, Anarhichadidae. The transcript is spliced from 4 exons. The coding region runs from base 700 to 1716 and encodes 338 amino acids.